ACCGAACAGCGAAGCAGCUAGGUGUAUUAAAGAUUGAUUUGCACGUCAAUCGUGUCGAGAAUUCUACACAGUCGUUCAGCAAGAUUAGGGGUAUCACGGCUUACAUCCCUAUGAAUCAUGAAGCCAUCCCAGUUUUCCAGCCAAUGCGUCGCAUUCCUUUGCCAUUGGAGCAAGCAGUUGCGAAGAAAAUCGAUGAAUUACCGAAGCGGGAUAUCAUCGAAAUCAAGACAGGUCCAACCAGCUGGGUGUCCCCGUUGGUUAUUGUAGGGAAGGCAAAUGGUGAGCCUCAACUCUGUGUUGAUCUCCGCCGUGUAAACGAGGCUGUUCUUCGUGAGCACCAUCCGAUGCCUGUUGUGGAAGAUUACAUUGCGCGCCUGGGAAGAGGAUCGAUAUGGAGCAAGCUCGAUAUUCGCGAGGCGUUCUUGCAAGUCGAAUUGGCAGAGGAAUCACGUGAUGUAACGACCUUCAUGACCAACCGGGGGCUAUUCCGGUUUAAGAGACUGCCGUCCGGCUUAGUAACGGCACCGGAGAUUUUUCAAAAAGCUAUGGACGAAAUACUGGCAGAUUGUUGCGGCACCUAUUGGUAUCUCGACGACAUAAUUGUAGAAGGGAAGAACAUCGAAGAGCACGAUAAUCGACUUGAGAAGGUUCUUUCGAGAUUGAAGGACAGGGGAGUGGAGCUCAAAUGGGAGAAAUGCCAAUUUCGGGUUACCGAACUCGAGUUCUUGGGCCAUCAGAUCUCCAGAAACGGGAAAAGUCCUUCCGAGUCGAAAGUAGCAGCGUUGAUGUCAUUCCGAGAGCCUGAAAAUGAAGCAGAGGUACGUAGCUUUCUCGGAUUGGCCAACUUCCUGAAUCGAUUCAUUCCGCAUCUUGCGACUAUUGAUGAACCGUUGCGCAAACUUUUGGUUAAGGGUACUAAGUUUGAAUGGACUUGCAGAGAAUCUGAAUCUUUCCAAUCCAUCAAAAUGGCUUUAAGUAGUAGCUUGGGGUUCUAUAAAGUAGAAGAUCGUACAGCUGUAGUAGCAGAUGCCAGUCCCCAAGGGUUAGGAGCUAUUCUACUCCAAAUCAACGACGAAAAUGUGCAACGUGUGAUCAGUUUCGCUUCCAAAUCCUUAACAGAAACGGAACGACGGUACUGUCAAACGGAAAAGGAGGCCCUAGCUGUCGUGUUGAGCGUGGAACGAUUCCAAUACUAUCUCCUUGGCAAGAAAUUUAACAUCCUGACAGACUGUAAGGUUCUUGAAUUGUUGUUUUCCAAGCGCUCAAAACCCUGUGCGCGAAUAGAACGCUGGGUUUGGCGAUUGCAAACGUUUGAUUAUAACCUCAUACACGUCUCAGGUAAAGAAAACAUAGCUGAUUCGCUAUCUCGAUUAGCUAUCCAGGAACCUAAGCCAUUCGAUCAAUCGGAGGAAAUAUUCGUACGCGAAGUAGCCAUUCAAGCAGCUAAAUGUGCUGCGUUAACUUGGAAUGAGAUUGUACAAGCAACAGAAAUCGAUCACGAAAUCUCAAAAGUACUGGAAAUUCUGAGGAAUGGUGAUAUGCAGAACUUAUCUGUUGAAUACAGAGUAGUUGCCAAUGAAUUGUGCAACUUUCAAGGCGUACUGCUACGAAACGAUCAGAUUGUCGUACCUUUUCCAGUAAGAGAAAAAGUGCUGAUUACAGCUCACGAGGGUCAUCCUGGCAUAGUGAUGAUGAAAAGUCACCUAAGUUCAAAUGUCUGGUGGCCUAAAAUGGAUCAGGCAGUUGAACGAUUCGUGAAGCGUUGUAGAGGUUGCGUAUUAGUUGCUGCUCCAGAAGCACCAGAGCCAAUGCAACGUAGUCACCUCCCUUCAUCACCGUGGCAAACACUAGCACUCGAUUUUUUGGGACCUCUGCCUGAGGGCAAUACCCUUGGUUGUUGUUGA
This is a messenger RNA of Toxorhynchites rutilus septentrionalis, 1904 nucleotides long. RefSeq lists its product as uncharacterized. Lineage: Eukaryota; Metazoa; Arthropoda; Insecta; Diptera; Culicidae. Bases 111 to 1904 code for a protein of 597 amino acids. The record is from RefSeq and is a predicted model, not a curated record. The transcript has 2 exons.